Corvus hawaiiensis (hawaiian crow) is the source of this 1967-nucleotide messenger RNA. RefSeq lists its product as uncharacterized. NCBI's taxonomy places the organism in Eukaryota, Metazoa, Chordata, Aves, Passeriformes, Corvidae. The transcript is spliced from 2 exons. The record is from RefSeq and is a predicted model, not a curated record. Gene Ontology annotation, biological process: response to bacterium. The coding region runs from base 1 to 795 and encodes 264 amino acids.
AUGCGGCGGUGUCGGAGCGCGGGGCUGGCAGCGCUGGCCGCGCUGCUGCUCGUGGCUGUGGCCAGAGCCCAGGUCCAGCAGGAGCCACGGCUGGAGACCACCGAGGGCACCGGCAUCAACAUCAGCUGCUCACAUCCCAAAAAAAGGAUUGAGGAUUACAUCCAUUUCUACCGCCACCUUCCGAGCCGAAGACCCGAAUUCCUAGCACUCACAGCUAGAGGGUCCAAAGAGCUGUCGGAUAUUGCAGGACAGCUGUUGGUGUCGGAGGACGGCCGGAGCAGCGCGCUGUGGCUCCGGCGGCCCCGGCGCGGGGACGCGGCCGUGUAUUACUGCGCGCUGGGGGACACGGGCAGAGGAGCCGGGGCUGCGGCCGGGCACGAACCGCCGCGGGCGGGGCCGGGCGGGGCCGGGGCCGCAGCGCCGCCCGCGGCCAGCAGGGGGCGCUGCCGCUCGGCCGCCGGGCCUCAGGCGGCUCCGCAGCUCCUUCCUGCGCAGCGACCCCGCGCACACCGCGCCCGACACAGCCCUGCACGGCCGCCGGACACACGGCUCGCACAGCCUGCCCCCUGCGCUUACACACUCGGCACGCACUGCCCGGCCUCCCCUCCGCCCCUCUGCCUCCUCUGCCUGGCAGGAAACUGCUGCGGGCUGCGGCUCUGCCAUGGCCUUUGGCCCUCUGGGCGCGUGCAUUGCUCUUCUCAGCCUGCUUUGCAAAGCAGAGCUGCUCCUUCAGGCCAGCAUCUGUGGUGGGAGCUGACAAAGCAGCUGCGCUGGCAGGCACACAUGGUCUCAUAAAUGGAGUGCCGUCACCUCAGUAGGUCCCAGCGGGAGAGAUGUUUGCAGGGAGUCUUGCUGAGGUGACAGGGAAAUCUCCAUCUCUGUCCCUGGGGAAAUGUCUCUGCCUCGUACUGGAACGUGGAUGAGAAGCCACUUUCCCAUCUAGAUGUGUAAGGAGGGUGUACUUUGAAUCCCACCUGAGGCUGGAAUUCGCUUCUCUACAUUUUCUUCUCAUCCUCGGCUUCCCCCAAACACCCUUGGAUGAGCAUUCAGCAUCGUCCUGAAAUAGUAGAACAUCUCGGAGGGAAAACAAGGAAUGUGUUGGAUUAGAGGAGCAUUUCACAUCAUCGGAGGGCUCUGUCACACCCACCUUCCACCUGAAACGGAUUGGUCCCUUUUCCUUCACGUUUGUCACUUCUCAGGCAGCCUGCAAAGCAGAUGCCAGGAUUUAGCAAUGCUGCAAGCGUUGGAGGGAGACACCUGAAAGACCGAGCUGCACAUGAGGUUUCCCUGCAGAGACUUGCUCUAGAGACCCCAUUUGCUUUGGGGACAGGAGCCGUUCAGCAUGAUCAGGAACUGCCUCACUUGAGCAAGUUCAGCAGAGGCCACUGUCAGGGCAUGUGCAAGGCCAGGGUGUCUGGUUCUCUAAGGCUCACGUCACGUCCAUUUCCCUUGCCAAGGGAAGAACAAGGAAAAGGGAAAGUGACAAACAAAGCACACAAUGACACCAAUGUGGCAGUAGGUGAUAAGGGAGAGGAGGAGGGAGCUCAUCAGGUUCUAAUUGAUGGGCCAUUAGGAAACUGCUGUGAAGUGGCUCAGGCUGAGCUUUGUCAGUGACAAGAAGUGACAAGAGGAAUGUUGGGCUUUUCAUGGGAUACCCUUCCUUCUCGAACCAGGGUAGAAGAGCAGAGGAGUCUGCUGUUGUGCUAAGUUCUUUAUUUCAUAGUCUCCUAGCUUUCUUGAAGGCAGAGUUCAAGGGGGUUACAUGAUAAAGCCAAGCAACAACAGCAAACAGCAGGCAGAAAACAGCUUCUUCUUCUAGUUCUAGUUUCUCUAUAAAUUUUUUCUUACAGAAGUGUGGAUUAUGUUUGUUAACUGACCAAUAAGACUAACACAUUAGUCUAGUUUUUCUUUUCUUAACCUAUCCCGGUCUAAUUCUAGCAGUCGUGAAUCUUACACAAGUGUUACAU